Messenger RNA from Scophthalmus maximus (turbot), 3213 nucleotides. RefSeq names its product tetraspanin 7b (gene tspan7). The record is from RefSeq and is a predicted model, not a curated record. The transcript has 8 exons. Lineage: Eukaryota; Metazoa; Chordata; Actinopteri; Pleuronectiformes; Scophthalmidae. Bases 194 to 928 code for a protein of 244 amino acids. Gene Ontology annotation, cellular component: membrane.
GCUCCAGUGACGCCUUGUGGCUGCAUCAGCGCGUGGCUGCAACGCGACAGCUCGCGGAGACGCGUCGGGUUUUCUCUCCCUCCUCCUCCUCCUCCUCCUCUUCCUCUUCCUCCUCCUCCUCCUCUUCCUCCUGCUCUUCCUCCGGCUCCGCUGCUGUUGUUAUCCCAGUGUGGGUCUGUCGCGCGGCUGCAGAAUGGAGACCAAACCGGUCAUCACCUGCCUUAAAACGCUCCUCAUCGUCUACUCCUUCGUCUUCUGGAUAACAGGAGCCAUCCUGCUGGCAGUGGGAGUAUGGGGGAAGUUGAUGCUGGGCCCGUACAUCUCUCUGAUAGCAGACAACUCCACCAACGCCCCGUAUGUCCUCAUUGGCACCGGCACCGUCAUCAUCGUCUUUGGCCUGUUCGGAUGCUUCGCCACCUGCAGAGGAAGCCCGUGGAUGCUGAAGCUGUAUGCCAUGUUUCUGUCGCUUGUCUUCCUCGCUGAGUUGGUGGCCGGGAUCUCUGGAUUUGUGUUUCGCCAUGAGAUAAAGGGAACCUUUCACAGGACGUACACCGACGCGGUCCUGAACUACAACGCCGAGGACGAGGCGAGUCGCGCUGUUGAUAACUUGCAGCACAAGCUGCGUUGCUGCGGAGUGUAUAACUACACCAGCUGGUUGGCCAGUGUGUAUUACCCAUCCAACGGCAUUCCCGCCAGCUGCUGCUUCAACUCCUCCGACUGCACCAUCGAAGACCUCCGCAACGCUACUAUAGCCCCGAGCAAGGUCUUCCACCAGGGCUGCUACGAGCUGGUCACUUCGUUCAUGGAAACCAACAUGGCCAUCAUUGCAGGAGUGACGUUUGGCAUCGCCUUCUCACAGUCGAUUGGCAUGUUGCUGGCCUGCUGUCUGUCCAGGAUCAUCACAGCCAAUCAGUAUGAGAUGGUCUAGCUGACGUGACGUGGCAGGGAGAUGAGGCGAAGUCUCAACAAAGAGGUUCGACACACGACAUGAGUAAAUUCCCCGAAAACACUUAUCACCCGUCCGACUUGGAAUUUACCUCCCUCCGUCUCUCUGCCUGUGAUCUUAAUGUAAUAUCUUAAUGUAUCUUCUUGUAAAGCACCAUUCCCUGACUCACUGCAGCUGCAUCGACGCUUUCUAUAUCACACAUCACCCUGCUGCUUAAUGUAGAAGUUGCCCGUCAGCACAUAUCUCGGAUCAGUACGGCCCACGGAGGAGACCAGAGUCGUCUGGGUCGGCGGCGGUGUUGGUCUCAGAUAGGUGAUUGGCUCCUCAGUUGGACGCAGCAUGCUCCCACCGACCGCCGUCCGAAGACCACCGCACAUCUUUGUACAGAAUGACAUGACUGAAGCUUGAAAGUAAUACUUUAAUAGAUAGGUUUAGUUUUGCAUUUGACUUUGCUAUUGCUCACUAUUGUAUAUUCCUAUGGUCGUGAAAUUUUGUGAACUGAUGACGUUUGCUGAGGAUGAUAUUUUAAGUUUAUACGAAAAAUUGGAAAAUCGGCAGCGGAAAGAAAAUGGGGAGAGAGCGAUUGGAGGAUAUUUUUUAUCUGUAGACACUGUAUGAUAUGUUUUUAUGACCUGAACAUUUAGUUUAAUUCAAAGGCAGAUUAGGAGAUGAGCUACAUUUUCAAUUGGAAUUCAGUAUCAGUAGUAAAAGCUUUAGGAAUAAAAAAAAAACAGCAGUUACCAAAUGUGAACAUUUGCUGUAAAACUCAGUAAAAACUGUCAGUUUAAUACACUUGUUUUAUGGCGGAAGAGAAAUAUAUUAAUCUAGCAAACAAACAAAUAAGGUCACUUGUGGAACAUAUCCGUUACACCGUAGAGUCGAGGCCCCGUCACACCAGACGGUGACAAACUGUCGGCUAACGAGUUGGUUAGGUCACUAACACCACAAUAACUUCUCACAAUAACUAGUUGAUACACAAGAGGGUUUCGUACCAUCAACCUCCCGUCGCAUACUUAGCAUAGUUCGAAUGAGGUGUCACCGGAAGGCAUCUUUAACUUAAAAAGAAAAACGUCCAGACGCACGAAGGCGGAUUGAAAAGAAACGAGAAGUCGACACCGGAGACUCCAACAGUGUUCAUCUAGUAUUUGCAGUAUUCUAUGUAGUGCAUCAACAUGCCUUCAUCAUCAUCAUCAUCAUCAUCGUCAUCAUCACCAUCUGUAGAUAUGUAUUGGAAAAUGUAAUUUGUAUAAUGAAAUGUUUCUCAUGCUAAUAUGCUACUAUGUAAAUGUCGUGUCAGAGUUUUGAUUUCACACGUUGUGCUGUUAAUCUGUACCUGUUUGAUAGAUUGUAGGAAACUUGCACUGAAACGAAAAAUAAUUGUGGCCAAUGUUUUGUUGAGAGUAACGUGUAGCUAUAUUUUUUUUCAUUUAGCUGUAUAUUUAUUAGGACUCGGUUUGGCAUUAAGUUUACAGGUUCACCAAGGGAUUUUCUGACUCUCUCUCUCUCUCUCUCUCUUCCAGUGACUGUUUCCAGUGAUCCAAUCACAAGUGGACGGCUCUAAUUUUAGGCAUUUGAGAUCCGAUCACUCAGACCACAUCCGACCACCGCGUCUGGGUGGUCACAUUCUUUUAGCAAACCUGGGCCAAAUUGAAAUUUCAGCUGACGUCCUCUGGCUCUCGCUCUCUCUCCAUCAACAACACUCUGACAAUGGAGCCAUCUGUAUAUCCGGACUGGCUUAAAAAACAGCAUCUUGUCUUUCCGAACCGGAAUGACAUCAUCCCCACAUGUUUAUUAGCGUUUAGAGCGGAGGAAAUGAGCUCGGAUCAGACACGCACAGUCUUGAGGCCAGGUGUGAUCUGACGUCAGAGCUGUCCACUUGUGAUCGGAUCACCUGAGGCGGAUGUUACCACCGUGGGUGUGGAUGGAUGGAUGAGAGAGAGAGAGAGCGUCUUGAUGUUUUUGGUGGAUCCUGUUGUGUUCAGUUUUGGUCAGUAUUUGGUUGUGGCUUUUUUUUUUUUUUUAAAUAACCUCGUUGCUUUUUAAAGCUGGACAUUUAUUUAUUUAUUUCGUGAAUGUAUGUGUUUUCCAACACUCUGAAACUUAAUUUCCCUUCCCCUCGAGCUGAUAUUGUCCUGUAAAUACUAAGUUGUAAUACCAUCUAGUGUACACACGGGGUCAUUAGACACUCAAAGGAAUUGCACCAUACUGUCUACUGUUGACUAAGUCACCAUCAGUGGUCUUAUUAUCAAUAAAUAUACAGAUAACGA